This is a messenger RNA of Zasmidium cellare ATCC 36951, 1356 nucleotides long. RefSeq names its product glycoside hydrolase family 76 protein. The record is from RefSeq and is a predicted model, not a curated record. The coding region runs from base 1 to 1356 and encodes 451 amino acids. NCBI's taxonomy places the organism in Eukaryota, Fungi, Ascomycota, Dothideomycetes, Mycosphaerellales, Mycosphaerellaceae. Gene Ontology annotation, molecular function: mannan endo-1,6-alpha-mannosidase activity. Gene Ontology annotation, biological process: fungal-type cell wall biogenesis; carbohydrate catabolic process. The transcript is spliced from 2 exons.
AUGCGCCCUUCCGCGCUGUUACGCGGCGCUCUGCUGGCAGGCACCGCCAGCGCCAUCACCCUCGACCUCAACUCCGACGACUCGAUCAAGUCCGCAGCACGCACAGCCGCCGAUGGCAUGUUGAGCUUCUAUCAUGGAAACGAGACGGGCGGGAUCCCAGGUCUGCUGGGAGACCCAUACUACUGGUGGGAGGCGGGCGCCAUGUUUGGUGCUUUGAUUGAUUACUGGUAUUACACGGGAGAUUCCACAUACAACGACAUCACGAGCCAGGCGCUGCUCUUCCAGGUCGGCCCAGACAACAACUACAUGCCUCCCAACCAGUCCAAGUCGCUCGGAAACGAUGACCAGGCCUUCUGGGGCCUGGCGUCGAUGUCUGCAGCUGAGGCCAAGUUUCCCGACCCUCCAGAGGACUCGCCGCAGUGGUUGGCCCUCGCACAGGCCGUCUUCAACUCGCAGGCACUGCGCUGGGACGAUACCUCCUGCGGCGGUGGCCUCAAGUGGCAGAUCUUCACCUUCAACAACGGCUACAACUACAAGAACUCCAUCUCGAACGGUGCCUUCUUCCAGCUAGGCGCACGAUUGGGCGCGUACACGAACAACCAAACGUACUUUGACUGGGCCGACAAGAUGUGGGAUUGGGUAUACACGGUCGGUCUGAUGAGCGACACAUACCAGAUCUUCGACGGAUCGGACGAUACUCUAAACUGCAGCGAGUUCAAUCACAUCCAGUGGAGCUACAACGCCGGUAUCUUUUUGUACGGCGCCGCAAUCAUGUGGAACAACACCCAAGACGACGCCGCUACCAAAGGCAAAUGGGAGCAACGCACCAACGCCCUGCUCAACUCUACCACGCGCAUCUUCUUCCAAAACGAAAUCAUGUACGAGGUAGCCUGCGAACCCUCUGGAAACUGUAACGUAGACCAGCAGUCGUUCAAAGCCUACCUCUCGCGCUGGAUGGCGGCCACCACCAAAGUCGCGCCCUGGACCCACGACACCAUCAUGCCCUUGAUCCAGAAAUCCGCCCAAGCAGCCGCCACUUCCUGCACCGGCGGCAGCACCGGCAACAUGUGCGGCACCAAGUGGACGACGGGCAACUGGGACGGCGCGACGGGUGUGGGCCAGCAGAUGAACGCCCUGGAGGUCUUCCAGAGCAAUCUGAUCGACAAGGUCGGUGGGCCCGUGGGUAACAAGACGGGCGGCACGUCCCAGGGCAAUCCUUCUGCCGGCACUGGAGGGGAUAUCAAUCCGCAGGUGCCGCAGAGUACCAUCACUACGGGCGAUCGAGCGGGUGCGGGUAUUUUGACGGCGCUGGUGUUGAUUGGGUUGGUGGGUGGUGCGUGGUGGAUGAUCGUGUAA